Schistosoma bovis is the source of this 1777-nucleotide messenger RNA. The record is from the annotation of a GenBank genome assembly. NCBI's taxonomy places the organism in Eukaryota, Metazoa, Platyhelminthes, Trematoda, Strigeidida, Schistosomatidae.
GUUUCGCUGAUUUCCAGUACUGCCAAGUUGUAUCUCCCCAUUCCCGUUGCUAUUUGACUGGUCUUCCCGGUCUCCCACAUUGUUUGAACGUUCCAUGUAUCUGUAAAAGUUGUUGCUCUGGUUGUUAGAAGGGGCAUCGGCCUUGUGGCUUCCGAAGGAACUCGGCUUUCACCAUGAGGCGUCAUAGUUCUUCUAAAUGAAAACCUAGCUCCCAGGGCAGAGUUCAAAUGGUUUGAAUUAUUUUUUCUGGUUAGCAUUCUUUUAGCGAGUUAGUUUUCUACGGUGUGGGGUCGCUAACCUCAUGCCCAACCCUCCUCCUUUACCCGGGCUUGAGACCGAUAGUAACUCUAGAAGAGCUACAGGCGGAGUUGGCUGCAUAUCUAGUAACUACCUAAUUCUAGAACUAGAAGAAUAUAUAAUCCAGUCAUUGAUGGUUUUCUCUCAUUGACAGUCAACUAGUUCUUACGAAAAGUCUUCUGAGUGGUUAUUUUAAAUUUGUUUAGUGAGAUAGUUAUUUACCUUGAAGUAAUCUGUUCAGAAAAUAGUUUCAUGUUACAUAAAAUACAAUUCAAGAAAAAUCAUAGGGUUGUAGGUCUGAAUUUGUAUUUUGAUCAAACGACUGAUGGUACUGUUUAUCUUUCUUGGGAUUCAUGUGUAAGAGUAGUAUUUCUUAUUUAUUCUGUAUCAAAAAAUUAUCAAACUGUUCGCACUGUUACUAUACAUUUAAUUAGGAUUUCACCAGUUGAGUCGUUUGGGUUUCUUUUCAUAUGGUGAUUAAACUAACAUGGGUUGACGCCAACCUUUUAGCAAUCUCCACAAUGGAACAAAAUAAAGAAAUACUUCUUACUGAAAUCAGGAGCCGAAUAGAUGAAAUGAAUUCACGCACAUUAUAUUUACGUAAAUUACCACGAAAUACAAGUCUUUCUCAGCUGAAAGCAUUGUGUCGUAGUUCAGCAAAUGGUCGGUUGCUAAAUCCGUCUCGUCACUUAAAACAUAGAUUAGCGCUUAUGGAGUAUAAUUCACCUGAAGCAGCAUUGUCUAGUCUUAAGUCAUUGGGUGACAAAUUCUUUGGAGAUAUUCCUAUUACUGUUGAGUUAUGUUCUGAGCGCUGUAAAUCUCUGUCUAAUAGUUGGAGGCCACCAGAGUCAUAUGAAUUGAAUGAAUUUAAUUUGAAUAAACUGUAUGUAGCAGGUAUCAAUCGUCGAUCAACUGAACAGGAAAUUCGGGACCUAUUUCCUAACGCUGAGUCUUUUGACUUCAUUGUACAUGAAGGUGCUUUAUGGCAUUGUCGUGUUAUAUUUACCAAUCAAAAAGACGCUCUUGAAGCAUUCAAUACACGACAUGGAGUUGUCCUCCAUGAUACGCCAAUUAACUUAAACUUUGACCUAAGGAGUCGUAAAUCUUCACUUUUAGUUCGUGCACCAAUCGUUUCAACAAUUACUGAUCCAAAGGUUCUGUCAAACGAAAAGCCGAAGCUGAAAAGCAGAAAAAGUAGUUCCCAUUUAAAUCAGCAACAAAGUCGGGGGAAUAAAUCUCUAACUGAAUCACCGAGUGGUCCUGUUAAGAAUUCAAAUCUUGAAGCAAAUAAAAGCAAAAGAAAAAAAUACAAAAAUGAGAGUGCCUCCAGUAAUUCAGUCCCGUUUUCUUUGGCUACUAACCAUGGACAUCAAGUUUCUAAACCAGUACCGAAAAAGCGAAAGUUGGUGUAGUACGGGAACACUUAUGCGUUUAUUAACUUUAGCUUGAAGUUUAAUGAAUAAAAUAAUUUUUUUCAACU